UAAAACAGGAAGUGGUUGAUCUAGAAUCACGAGCAUUGCGGUUGAUUGUUCGUCUCGGGCAGCCUUUCAGGGCAUUUUUGCUAGCGCGGCAGCGCGGCGGAGAAUACAAGAGGAUCGCGUCGGAUCGUGAUAUCAUUGUACAGGUCAAAGAUGUAACUUCUGUUCGAGACUUGAUGGACAUCGGGACGGUGGAAAUACUGUAGAUGCAUGUUUUCUCCCCAAUGUAAGGCUAAGUGUGAGUUCAGUAGGGAAUUGCAAAUAAAACGAUUCUGAAGAGAGACGAGUUGGGAAUUGGCUGUGACAGAGACUUUCUGAAGGACUUUUCGGUCGUUCUUGGAGCGGGAAUCUGAC
This is a messenger RNA of Suillus subaureus, 351 nucleotides long. RefSeq lists its product as uncharacterized. The annotation marks the transcript as partial. The transcript has a single exon. NCBI's taxonomy places the organism in Eukaryota, Fungi, Basidiomycota, Agaricomycetes, Boletales, Suillaceae. The record is from RefSeq and is a predicted model, not a curated record.